UUCCUUAUUCAUUCUUGUCCUCUUGGCUGUUUUCUUGAUACCCUGUGCCUGUCUUUUUUUCUUUUCUCUUUCCUGCUUUGCAAUAAUUACUACCACUUCCAUAUCGUCUGCCAUUUCCUGUUCUGCUCCGUUUCCGAUAAUUCCGGUAAUUUUGGUAUUCUACAUAUACUCCAACUUCAACCUCUACUUCUACUUCGACUACUACUGCCAACACUAAUCGAAUCCUCCCGGCAUGGCUCUUCCCGACCAUGCCCCUGUCGCGACCAUGAAUGGCCAUGCGUCCGACCUCAAUGCCCAGGUGGACGUAAUCUGCGGCCCUCUGAUCAAUUUUAAGAAUAUGGUUGUCAAUCCAUCUUCGUCCACUUGGCGUGGGAGCGUCUUGAUCGUUACCAAGCCGGGUCAGAGCCAGCCACGGCUGCUUUUACGCCAGGUCGGCCCCAUUGGAGCCAGCUACGCCGGCAAUGGUGCUCGAGCAGGCGACUCCGCGGUGACCGUGCAUGGUGUCCGUCUGUAUGAAGAUCCCCAGAAAGCAUUCUGGCGUUUCUCCCUCUCGUUCGCUCUGGAAUCAUAUGAAGCGCGCUGGGAAUACGCGAUUCCAGGGUUCACAUAUGUAGAGGGCGACAAAGCACCUCCGUCAUGGGACUUUGUGGUUCCUUCUGUAAACCAGUCAAUGCGUAUGAUGUUCCAUUCGUGUAACGGCUUCUCGGUCGGCACGGACAUGAACGCAUGGGUUGGGCCUAACCUCUGGAAUGAUGUCUUGCGCGUGCACGCCCAGAAACCCUUCCACGUCAUGAUCGGGGGUGGCGAUCAACUCUACAACGAUGGCAUCCGUGUGGAUGGACCGCUUAAGGAAUGGACUUCCAUCUCCAAUCCUCAUACAAGACGUGCCCACAACUUCGACAACAGCCUGCGUGCCAGGUGUGACGAAUACUACUACGCAAACUAUGUCCGAUGGUACUCUACCCAGCCAUUCAAGGGUGCCAACGGGCGGAUUCCCCAAAUCAACAUCUGGGACGACCAUGAUAUCAUUGACGGCUUCGGCUCGUACACUGACCAUUUCAUGCGCUGCUCCGUCUUUCGAGGUAUUGGUGGUGUUGCCUUCAAGUAUUACUGCCUCUUCCAGCAUCACAUCGCCCCGCCAAAGUCGACCUACACCACCGACGCCCCUCAAACAAUGCACGCCGUCAACGGCACCGCCGGCGCGGAUCCGCGACAGCUGGAGAACACUUUUGUCCUGGACGAACAGCAGGAAGAUGACAGCUGGAUCAUCGGUAAGCGUCCAGGACCUUACGUGGAGGAAAGGAGCAGGAACCUGUACAUGCGUCUCGGCAAGCGGAUUGCCUUCAUUGGCGUUGAUGCGCGCACCGAGCGCACUCGUCACCAGGUGAACUACCCAGACACGUAUGACCUUAUCUUCUCUCGGCUCCAGAGCGAAGUGGCGGCGGCCAACGGAGAUAUCAAACACCUGGUCGUGCUUCUGGGUGUCCCGAUUGCGUAUCCCCGCCUUGCAUGGCUGGAGAACAUCUUGAGUUCGCCCAUUAUUGCCCCGAUUCGUCUGCUGAACAAGCGGUUUGGUUUCGCAGGAGGUCUGUUCAACCAGUUUGAUGGCCAGGUGGAUUUGUUGGAUGACCUAGACGAUCAUUACACGGCCCGCCAACACAAGAAAGAACGGCGGGUCUUCAUCCAGCGUCUGCAGGACUUUGCCAAGGCCCAUUCAGUACGUGUGACGAUUCUGGGUGGUGAUGUGCACUUGGCGGCCAUCGGAAGAUUCUAUUCGAAUCCCAGUCUUCGCAUUCACAGUGAGAAUGAUCCGCGGUACAUGGUCAAUGUCAUUAGCAGUGCGAUCACCAAUAAGCCUCCGCCGAAGGCCGUCGCAAAUCUCCUCGCGCGGCGGAACAAGCUCCAUCACAUGGAUUCGUCUACCGACGAGACGCUGAUGGACUUCUUUGACCGCCAGCCCGGUGGGCAGGAGAAGAGUGCCUCCUGGAAUAAGGUGACGAUGCCAUCGCGAAACUAUGCCUGUAUCACGGAGAUUGAGACGCCCGCAUCUAAUGGCAAUGCCGCCGCGGCUCAGGACGAAAUUACUUCGUUUCCCCUUCCCAUGGACGGGCACUCUCCCCUCCACAAGGGCGAGAAGAACGCCGGCUCGAGUCACCCUGCCGCCGAUGGGUUCAGUAGCAGCAGCGAGAUGUGGGGAGGUCUGGACGUGGCCAUCCGGGUGGAGAUCAACCCCCAAGAUCGGGAGGCAACAACUGAUGGCUAUGCCUUCAGCAUUCCCGCUUUGGCUUAUGUGCCAUCCGAAGCUGACUCUCGGCCCAAUUCCCGCGCUCGCUCCCUGCGCCCUCGAUCCCUUCGUCCGCCAUCUCGCCAGUCAGCGCGUCGUCCCCAAAGCGCAGACUAAUGGUGGACAGACCGCCGAUUGUGACAGCUGUCUAUAUCCGUGCCGUCCGUUCGGUGCAUGAAUAUCAGGUGAGGUUCAGUCCACGUUAGUUGCUUUGAAUGCAGGUACCAUUUUCUGGUCAUGUAGGAUAUAUCCAUUUGCGUGUCAUAUACUUUUUCUGUUAUUU
This is a messenger RNA of Aspergillus welwitschiae, 2567 nucleotides long. RefSeq lists its product as uncharacterized. The coding region runs from base 233 to 2401 and encodes 722 amino acids. The record is from RefSeq and is a predicted model, not a curated record. Lineage: Eukaryota; Fungi; Ascomycota; Eurotiomycetes; Eurotiales; Aspergillaceae. The transcript has 3 exons. Gene Ontology annotation, cellular component: membrane.